This is a messenger RNA of Copidosoma floridanum, 1626 nucleotides long. Its product is annotated as serine protease gd. Gene Ontology annotation, biological process: proteolysis. Gene Ontology annotation, molecular function: serine-type endopeptidase activity. Lineage: Eukaryota; Metazoa; Arthropoda; Insecta; Hymenoptera; Encyrtidae. The record is from RefSeq and is a predicted model, not a curated record.
AUGAAGGCUUAUUACAUCAGAGAUCGGAAGAAUGGAAUGAGUACAAUGUCCAGCAAUGCAUGUACAUUCAGAGAUUUACAGGCCGCUUGUCAAAAGGGACAGCUGGCUAGGAUGAAGCGCCUCGCCGAGGAGCACGACACGCGGGUGGGACUGGACCCUCUUCACCGGCACGCGACGACAGAGUACUUCACUCAAUUGUCGAAGAUGCGUUACACGCCUCGUGGGCUUGAAAUAUUCUUGCAGUUACUUCAAUUUUUUAUGAUAUCGCAAUGUCAGUGUCCAGAGUACUUUCGUUACUUUCGCAAUGAAACAACCAAAAAAAUUAUGGGAAUUGUAGAGAUCCCAUCACCACCGUACGGAGUUCCUCUACACCUUCGCGUGACAAUCAACGUUGCCACAAUUUUGCCAACAAAAUAUACGGGUCACUUAGAACUGGCCCAAAGUAGAGAUCAGACGAUUAAAUCGCUUCAACAAGGUUUACCGAUUUUCUACAAACUUCACUUUCCCGUUCAAACCCCGAUGCCCGUCGUAACCAAUAUUCUCCUUAACGGAAUGGAGUAUUGUUCGGGAUCACCAGCCGUAGGUCCAGCCGUGACGAGUAUCAAUUUCGAGCACUCGCUGUAUCCCCCACGAGUGAUCAUCCCACUGACGGACGAGCUAAUGCAGUACCUGUCUAGCGAGUCAACCCCAACAUCAUUGACCACCCAAAUAUUCCCGACCACAUUCCCCCAAACAACGUCAUCAACGCAACGAACCAUCGUCCCAUCAACGUCACAACAGCCAUCGACGACCCCGAAAAGAUUCACAACGGCAAAGACGCCGCAAGGGCUGUUUCAGCUUUUGCAUCCAACCAAACCAAAGGUCAACUUCGAGUGCGGCUUGAACAGCGAGGAGGACCCCAGCCUCGGGGAAGUCAAAUCCCUGACCUGGCCCUGGAUCGCAGCGAUUUUUCACUACGGCAUUUACUUUCUCUGCACUGGGAUUUUGGUAUCCAGGCAGCACGUUCUCACCGUGGCUCACUGUUUAAAAGACAUCCAUCCGUAUCUGUUGAGCGUGUCGCUGGGGAGACGAAGUACGUCGAGCUACGACGACGUGGACGGGAGCGUUGACAUCGAGGUGGUCGGGGUUAAACUGCACCCGGACUACUCGAACUUUGAGAGCGCCGAUUCCGACUUGGCUGUGAUUACAAUGGCCGAUCCCGUCAAUUUGACGCCCAGCAUCCGGCCGAUUUGCCUGUGGAUGGGGAAUAAAGAUCUCAACAGAGUGGUCGACAUGGAUGGCUAUGCUAUUGGCUGGGGAAGCGGUGGGAAGAGGCAGUCGGAUUUUUAUAGGACAUCGAAAGUAUCUAUCGUAUCGCAAAAAGAUUGUCGACGAAAAAGCGGUUUUGGUGACGUUACUUCGGAUCGAACGUUUUGCGCCAUAAGCAAGGACGAAGAGGGUUUCUGCAAGGACAGCAGCGGCAGUGGGCUCAUUUUGUACUCCAAACUCCAUAAAAGGUAUCACUUGAGAGGAAUGGUCUCUUUGUCGAUGCAAAACGUCGACACGGGUGCUUGUGACAGCGAAGAAUUUGUCGUUUACGUUGACGUAGCUGGUUAUCUUCCCUGGAUUAGACAACAAAUCAGUUGA